Molecule: messenger RNA, 489 nt
Organism: Hydatigera taeniaeformis
Lineage: Eukaryota; Metazoa; Platyhelminthes; Cestoda; Cyclophyllidea; Taeniidae
Source: the annotation of a GenBank genome assembly
AUGCAGAGGAAGCGAAAAAAUUUUGGAACAAUUGGCUACAAGGUGGAGAGUGGCACGGGAAACGCAAAAUCGAAUCCCAGCAAGCGACACAGAGAGCGUUUGAAUGCCGAACUCGAGCACCUGGCCAGCCUUCUUCCGUUUGAGCAAUCAGUCAUUGCAAAACUGGACAAACUCUCCAUUCUACGACUAGCUGUCUCUUACCUGCGGAUGAAAGGCUACUUUCAAGGUAAUUUAUCCACUUCCCCUUCUCCUCCUCUUCACGCACCAACACAAAAAGCGCUCUGCUAUAAAUCAGCAAAAGCAGCAACAGCAAAAGCAGUUGUGGCAGCAUUGCGUGCGUGCCAUAUUUCGUUUCGUGAAGCCAGUUUAUUCGAAGAGGGAUGGUGGUGCAGGGGUGGAGUGCCUAAACUGUCGCAUUCACCUCUUUCCCAUCUCCCCUUUCACUUGCCUCCCAUGCAAAGCCACGCCAACCACAGGCAAACCGAGUGA